Molecule: messenger RNA, 1026 nt
Organism: Trypanosoma rangeli
Lineage: Eukaryota; Euglenozoa; Kinetoplastea; Trypanosomatida; Trypanosomatidae
Product: putative ribosomal protein L11
Exons: 1
Coding region: 1-1026 (341 amino acids)
Biological process (GO): translation
Cellular component (GO): ribosome; mitochondrial large ribosomal subunit
Molecular function (GO): large ribosomal subunit rRNA binding; structural constituent of ribosome
Source: RefSeq, a predicted model, not a curated record
AUGCUCCGCCGCGGCGCCGCCUUGUUGCUGGAGUCCCGACCGAAGACCGUCAGCGUCGAGCCGGGCUCGAAUCGAGUGCCGGACGCCACCGUGGUGACGAAGGCAAAGGACAUUUUUGCGGUGCCAGAGUUUCCUGGGAAGCGGGUGCUGCACAACUGGCGCUUUUUUAUCAAGGCGGGGAAGGCGGCCACGGGCCCUCCGGUGGGGCAGGAGUUCUCGAAGCUUGGCCUAAAGGCCAUGGACUUUGCAAAGGCCUUUAACGACCGCACAAAGCCGUACUUUAAGGACGACGUGGAGCUCAUUGUGCGCAUUCAGGUGUUUUUUGACAAGUCAUACUUGUACGCCAUUGAGCCGCCACCGACGGCCUGGUUCAUCCUGCGCACCCUGCGGAAGAAGCGCCGUGAGACCGGCCCUGUGCCGCUGCGCGGGCACUACUGCGCCCUCAUGACACUGGAGAUGGCGUACGAGAUUGCGAAGAUGAAGCCGCGGAGUUGGGGAAGGCCGGAGUACCCGCUCAUGGAGACGCGCGUGCGUCGUGUGGUGGGCCAGGCUCGUCGCAUGGGUGUGUGCUUCAUUGGCGUCGACACGCCGCAGAGUUCCCCGGUGAAGGGAAUGACGGAGAAGCAGUACGCGGAGGAGAGCGAGAGGUACCGCGCGGUCCACAUGAAGCAGUAUGAGGCGUUGCGGCAGAAGCAGCUGGAGGAGGCGCCGCUGAUUGAGCGCCUGCACCGGCCCAAUUUUGCCCCGCUUACUGAGGUGCAGAUUGAGGAGGGGCUGAGGGAUCCCGGCCUCUUCCACGCCCUGUGGCAGGCGAGCCAUCCAAAGAGCGUGUACCACAAGGAUCUCAGGCAGCGUGAGAUGGCUCGGCGAUAUCUGAACGCGAGGGGCUGGGUGAAGGACAUGACGCUGGAGGAGAUGCAGUUGGUGUUCAUGAACUACCGUCUCCCUGCGGUUGAGCGGGGCCACCAGAUGGACGAGGGAAGGAUGGAGGGUCAGGUGUACUGGACGCGAGACGGAGCACAGUAG